UAUGAAUGAAUGGAAAACGCCACUGCCGUGCUGGAUGGCUGAAAAAAAGCGAGGGAUUUUAGGAGGAAGGCACAAGAUCGAGCGACGAGGUGGCUUUGAACAAGCCUCAUGUGAAAGCGGGAGUCGCAGGCUGAGUUUAACAAGUCAGAGUGAGGAAAAAACUCGUUGAUUUUGCGUGAGCGUGCGCGAGGACAGGAUAUCCCAUUGAAAGUCGGUGGCGGCGCGGACCUUCCAAUACACGCAUCAACAGGUUAUCCCAGUGGAGAGCGUUUAGCUGUCCGAGUGUUUGUAGUACAGCUUUUACCUGUGGACAUUUUUUUCAGGUAAACUAAGAGCGGGCUGUAAAGUGGACGAUCGCAUUUUCUAUUUUAUUUUAUCGACAUAUCAUCUUGCAAAAUUGGAACAAAGAUCACUGAAAAGUAUGUUUUGUGUAAUAAAAUUCGGCGCUUGAAAAAUGACGACGCUGCAAGAUACUCAACUGCUGUGACAACAACUGACAUAUGAACAAGGCGCACAGAAACUGGAGCAGCAAACCAUAGUUAAUUAAAAAUAUAUAUAUGCGUGAAAAAUGAACGGAAAACAUUGUAGAAUGAACUGAAGUACAACAUUGCGACUCGUUAUUGGGAAACAAAACUAUAGGCACCGAACCAGGGUGAAGGUAGCCUGCAGUUCCAAACCAAAACACCUAAUUAUCAGUACUGAUGCUGCUGUAGUUUCUGACCCAGAUGAGCUGGCGACAAGCGAUUUCAUGUAUUGCCCGCAACGAAAGAAAGGUCGUAUAAACCGCUAAAUGCAUAGAUGGUUCCGAACAAGUGGACUAUGAACUCGGUUCUGCACAGAUACGGCUCGCCGCCGAGGAGCUGGCUCGGGCUCCGUUUGCGACUGAACGAGAGGUUCGCGCAGGAGGAGAAGAGCGCGCUGUGCCAGCACCCGGACUGCCCCGACCACCGCCGCGCCGCCAAGGUCUGUCAUCACCCAGACUGCCAGGACCUGAACAACCAGAGCCCACUCAACCUGUGCGAGUCAUGUGACUCCCGGCGCCACCCAGAGGAGUCGGACAGCAUGCACUUCGACCGACACCCUCGCUUUGACCUGCAGCCACAAGGUUCAAUCCUGGCUCGGAACGUGUCCACGCGGUCAUGCCCCCCACGCACCUGCCCCCCCUCUGACCUGGAAGAGGAAGAGGAUGGGGGCAGUGACCGAGGCAGGGAUCGCAAAGCGGGGGGAAUGAAACUGGUGAAGAAGAAACCCAGGAGGCGGCACACGGACGAUCCAAGCAAGGAGUGCUUCUCCCUGAAGUUCGAUCUCAGCGUGGACAUCGACACAGAAAUAGUCCCUGCCAUGAAGAAGAAGACUUUGAGGGAGGUGCUCGGACCAGUGUUUGAACGGAAGGGGAUCGAGCUGUCCCGGGUCAACCUGUUUCUGGCCCAGUCCAACACCCCGCUCUCCCUCAACUUCGAAGCCUACCGAUUCGGGGGCCAUUACCUGAAAGUGAGAGCGAGGCCGGGGGAGGAGCUGAAGGUGGAGCAGGGGGUGAAGGACCUGCGCUCCCUCAGUCUGCCCAUCAUGAAGCCGGGGGGCAGCCCGAGCCCCUACAUCCUCACCCCCGGGAGCGAGAGGGUGGAGCACGGGUCCCUGGGCCGGCGGGAGAGCGCCGACCUGCUGGGUCAAGCACGUCGUCGCAAGAACAUGACGGAGUUCCUGGGGGAUGCGAGCAUCCCGUCCCCGGACUCCCUGGCGCAGCUGGGGGGGUCCCUCUCCGGCGGGGGGGCCGGGCCGGACAGCUGGAAGAACCGAGCGGCCAGCCGGUUCAGCGGCUUCUUCAGCUCCGGGGCCGCCACGGGGCCCUUCGGCAAGGAGGUGGACCGUGUUGAGCAGCUCCACAGCAAGCUGCACUCCUACACCCUUUUGGGUCUGCCCAAGGUCCCCCCCCAGCUGUCCUUCCACCACGACUCCUGGGAGGAGGAGGAGACCAACCUGGAGCUGGAGGAGAGCUGGCAGUGCCUGCUGGAGAACCCGGAGUCGCUGACCAGGCGGCAGUUCCACCAGCAGGAGGCGAUCUGGGAGCUGCUGCAGACGGAGGCCACCUACAUCAAGAGGCUGCGCGUCAUCACCGAUCUGUUCCUGUGCGGGCUGCUGAACCUGCAGGAGAGCGGGCUGCUGACGGAGGUGGAGCCGUCGCGCCUCUUCAGCAACAUCCAGGACGUCGUGCGGCUGCACACGGCGCUGUGGGCCCAGGUGAUGCUGCCCGCGCUGGAGAAGGCCCGGGAGAGCCGCGCCCUGCUCGACCCCGCCCACCUGCACGAGGGCUUCCAGACCAUCGGCUCCAGGUUCCAGCCCUACAUCCAUUACUGCAUGGAGGAGGAGAGCUGCCUGGAGUACACCAGGAACCUGCUGAAGGAGAACGAGCUCUUCAGGAUCUAUGUGACGUGGGCGGAGACGCACAAGCAGUGCAACAGGCUGAAGCUGACGGACAUGCUGGCCAAGCCCCACCAGCGGCUCACCAAGUACCCGCUGCUGCUGAAGAGCGUGCUGAAGAAGACCGACGAGCCGGCCACCCGCGAGGCCGUCAGCGGCAUGGUGGCCCUGGUGGAGGGCUUCAUCAACAGCGUCAACUCCCAGAUGCGCCAGCGGCAGGAGCGGCAGAAGCUGGCCGCCACCUCCAGCCGCAUAGAGUCCUACGAGGCCGUGGAGGGGGGCAGCGAGGAGGUGGAGAAGAUCCUGCGCGAGUUCAGCCGCUUCGACCUGACCGCCCCCAUGAUGGGCAUCACCCCCGAGGAGACGCGUGAGCUCCACCUGGAGGGGGCGCUGCGCAUGAAAGAGGGCAAGGAGAGCAGGAUGGACGUGUACUGCUUCCUGUUCACCGACCUCCUGCUGAUCACCAAGUCGGUGAAGCGCGUGGAGAAGGUCAAGGUGAUCCGCCAGCCCCUGCUCAUCAACAACGUGGUGUGCAGAGAGCUGAAAGACCCUGGCUCCUUCCUACUCAUCUACCUCAAUGAGUUCCACAGCGCGGUGGCGGCCUACUCCUUUCAGGCCAACAGCGCCACCCAGGGGCGCAACUGGAUAGACGCCAUCUACAACGUCCAGAAUCGGCUUCAGAAGCUUCGCUCGGAGGAGCACGUCCGGCGGCAGGUGACCCCCCUCCAGCCGACGGUGGGGGAGGGGGACGAGAGCAGCAACUCCGCCGCCAGCUCCCCCUGUCUGCCGCACAAGGAACAGCAGAGCGGAAGCCAAUCGGACGGCUCGACCGAGACCCUGUCGGUGGCCGUGUUGGGGGAGACCAACGGGUCCGAGGAUUCGUCGUCCUUCCGCACGGAUCUGGGGGAGUCGUUUGGGGAGGGCUCCCUCUCGGAGGCGGAGACACCCUCCCGUCACUCGACGGUGCUGCACCCUAACCCCAACAGCCUCCGUCACCUCUUCUGCACGGAGGUGGAGGUGAAGGCCGACAUGGACCCCCAGUGCCGCUCGCUGUCCAUGGACAGCGCCUACGGGACGCUGUCCCCCGAAUCACUGCUGAGGGAGCUGCACCGGAGGGAGAGGCCCGGUCACAGCGAGGGGGAGGAGACUGAGGGCGAGGAGGCGGAGCCUGGGGAGGAAGAGGAGGAGGAGGACCUGUCCUCCAGCGGCUCCCAGCGCUCGGGGGACAGCUCCCUCCGGCUGCGGCGACGCCCCCCGGUGCAGCCCCGCCCCCACUGCCUGCAGGUGUUCGCGAACCGGUCGCGGUCCGAGGACAACCUGCUGCAGCGGCUCUGUCAGCACUCCCUCCCGGGGGCACCGGGGGGCGCUGCGGAGACGCCGGUCCAGGGGAGCAGGUCCCUGCCCCACCUCUGCAAGCGGGACCCCCGGAGCGCCGAGCCGCCCUGCGAGGCGGACGGGGGGCGGCCUGACGCCGGGGAGGACCGCCUGACCCAAAGCGCGCCCGAGGGGGAGCUCAGCGACAUCCUGAGACGGGCCGAGGCCCACGGCAGCCGCAGCUGCCCCUGCAGCCGGGCCAGCAGCAGCGGGUCGGACUGUGAUACGUCGCCCCCCGCAGCGCCGGAGGGGGACUGCGACUGCAGCUGCAGCUUGGGCGACAGCGGUGAGGAGCAGGACUGCAGAGAGACGGGUGCAGGCAGGAAGUGCAAGAGCAAGGCCCAUGGCCCCGCCCAGCAGCACAAGAAGCUGACCCUGGCCCAGCUGUACAAGAUACGCACCACCCUGGUGCUCAACUCCACACUCACAGCAUCGGAAGUGUAGUCAGACUGGGGAACGGUGCCAGAUGCCGUGGCCAAGCCUCCAGACGGAACUGCGAGAUGGAGCUCUCGCACUCCGUGGGACUGAAUUCCCUGUGACACCGAUGCGCUCUUGAGUGUGAACGUCCACGACUCCCUCCCUUCCCUUUAGAGACUGCGCACAUAGACCUUUUCUCAUAGCCUCACGAUUACAGUGAUGAUAAUAGUGAUAAUUAUUAUUGCUUGGUUGCGUUGAUUUUUAUGUUUGCUAGGGAAGGGAGGUGCCGGCGGGGAGGGGGGAGUUGAAUUGUUUGCACUUUGUAGCAGCGAGGGGGGUGUGAAUUCGGACACUGAAGGAGACCGGAAGGAGCCCCAGGACAGUACCCGUAAGCCCCAAAGAGAUUGGGCAGGCGUGUGGGAGAGAAGGACCGCCCACCUCCAACGCUGACGAGAGCGGGACCCUGUAGGACACCCCUGCUGCCUGUGGGGGGAAAU
This is a messenger RNA of Anguilla anguilla (European eel), 4706 nucleotides long. Its product is annotated as pleckstrin homology domain-containing family G member 5-like. Gene Ontology annotation, molecular function: guanyl-nucleotide exchange factor activity. Bases 799 to 4236 code for a protein of 1145 amino acids. Gene Ontology annotation, biological process: Rho protein signal transduction; endothelial cell migration. The transcript has 21 exons. Lineage: Eukaryota; Metazoa; Chordata; Actinopteri; Anguilliformes; Anguillidae. Gene Ontology annotation, cellular component: axon; plasma membrane; endocytic vesicle. The record is from RefSeq and is a predicted model, not a curated record.